AUGCCCGAUGUAGACGGCGCAGGUCUUAUCGGGGACCACAUGGAACCAGAAACUCACCGGCUAAGAGAUUACCGUUCCAAUACACCAGUACCGGAGUCCAGUGGACCUUCGGGAACGGUCCAUAGCGUCCGCAAUGUCAAGCGUUGUGACAAUACCAUACCCGCACCUACCAGGUUCUGUGCCGUGUACCCCGGUGCUCCCGAAGGCCCAAGCUCCUGA
Penicillium psychrosexuale is the source of this 219-nucleotide messenger RNA. RefSeq lists its product as uncharacterized. The record is from RefSeq and is a predicted model, not a curated record. The transcript is spliced from 2 exons. NCBI's taxonomy places the organism in Eukaryota, Fungi, Ascomycota, Eurotiomycetes, Eurotiales, Aspergillaceae. Bases 1 to 219 code for a protein of 72 amino acids.